AUGGCCUCCCUCAACCUCUCCAUAAACGGCUCGUCCAUCAAGAAAGAGUACAGCUCGGUAGUUGAUGCUGCCGUGCCUAGCUCCGGCUCUCCCACCUUUGCCAAAUGGGCCCUUUACGCUGUCCAAACACCCCUUGUCAGCGUUUUUGAAUCGUCCGGAAGCAAUGAAAGCGUGCUCAAGGUAGAGAGCACUGGCGAGGGCGAACUCAGCGAACUUUUCGAAGACUUUAGCGAAGGCCGCGUUCAAUUCGGCUUUGUCAAGGUCAAGGACCCCAACUCUGGUCUUCCUAAGCACGUUCUCAUCGCCUGGUGUGGCGGCGGCGUGCCCGAGCGAACAAAAGGCUACUUCACCAGCCACCUCAAUGCCGUCUCCAAGGUCCUCCACGGUUACCAUGUGCAGGUUACCGCUCGAUCCGACGACGAUCUGGACCCCGACGCUCUUAUGCGCAAGGUCUCCGAUGCCUCUGGCUCCAAGUAUGCUGGCGGUCCUGCCACCGACGCUGCCCGAGCCCCUCCCCCCAUCAAGUCCAAGCCUGUCUUCUCGCCCUCCAACAUGAGCGCUGGUCGCUCCCUGAACCCCCUUGUUGCUGCUCGCUCCCGCAAAGACGAAAAUGUCGACGACGAUGGCUGGGGUGCUGAUGCGCCUCCCGUGACCCGAACCCAGGUGGAAAGGGUUGAGUCCGCCUACAAGCCUACCAAGGUCGAUAUGCCUGGCCUCUCUCGCCAGAGUGAGCCUUCUCGCUACACUUCCGCCGCCUCCCAUCAGCAGGACAGGGAUGUCAUUGGUGGUGGCUACAGGCCUGUCGGUAAAGUUGACAUUGCCGCUAUCCGCGCCCAGGCCAAGGAGCAGCGCGACGAUCGACCGACACCCGUCAAGGGCUCAUACGAGCCUAUUGGCAAGGUAGACAUUGCUGCCAUUCGUGCAAAGGCUCAGAAGCCCGCAUCUGAACAGCCCGCGCCUGAGCAGCCCGCUGAGGAUGACGCCCCGAAGCCUCUUGCUGACCGCGCUGCCGCAUUCUCGCAGCCAGCCCAGUCUGAGAGGCUCACGUCAUUGCCCAAGCCCAAGGUUGCCAACAAGUUCGGCGCUGGCGGUUUCGCAACCAAGGCUCCUACACCCGGUGCUCUGGGACUCCAAGGACCCGUUGCUAACGCAUCCACUGCUCCCGUCACCACCACCAGCCGAACUUUCGCCAACGAAGGCGGCAAGACUCCCGCCCAGCUCUGGGCUGAGAAGAAGGCGCGCGAGAGUGGCGCCAGCGCCGGAGCGGCAUCACCCUCAUCCCCCCCACCGAUCAAUCAACAGCAGAGCGGAAACAACGAGUGGAAGUCCGGAUACGCUGGCAAGUCUUGGGCAGCGGUACAGACUCCAGCAUUCGGACGUGGUGGUGCUGAGACUGUCCGUGGAAACGACCAGGCCGUUCCCGAAGACGAACAGGCUCAUGGCGACCAAGAGGACCCGGCUGGAGGUGUUUCGGCCCUGCGCGACCGCUUUAAGGGCGCUACACCCAUGGGCGGAGCGCCACCUGUGCCUGGCGCCACCCCUGGACAUAGAGAUGAGGAAGAAGAGGAAGAACCUGCAGCGCCUCCCCCCCCCCCUGCGGGCUCUCGCCCAUCUGGUGGAUUUGCCCUGCCCGGCUUGCCUACUCGCCCACCACCUGUCGAUGACGAGGAGGAGGAGGAGGAAGAGCCCGAGCGUGAGCAGUCGCCCAUCCGCGUCGCGCAGCCCGUCGCCCGCGAGGCCGAAUCAGUUCGCGCUCCUGCGCCACCACCCGCGCCGGUCCCCGUGCCACGCGAGCCUACGCCUGAACCGGAGCCUGAACCGGAGCCCGAGCCGGAGCCCGAGCCGGAACCGGAGCCUGCGCCCGCCCCUGUUGCUCACCAAGCUGCCCCUCCCCCUCCUGCGCCUGCGGCCGGUGGCGCCUCCCAGCGUGCUGUCAUUCUCUACGACUACGACAAGGAUGAGGACAACGAGAUCAACCUGGUCGAGGGUGAGACUGUCACAGACAUUGACCAGGUCGACCCCGACUGGUGGAUAGGCACCAACGUGCACGGCGAGAACGGCCUGUUCCCCAGCAGCUACGUCGAGCUCAUCAAAGACGACGGCGCUGGUGCUGGAGCUGGCGCCGCCGCUCCGCCACCACCGGCUGCUCCCGGUCCUGCUGCUGCCUCCGCGCACACGGCGGCUCCUGUAGCCCCGGCGCCGGCUGCCGCCUCAUCCGGACACACUGCCACGGCUCUGUACGAUUAUGAAGCCGCCGAAGACAAUGAGCUUUCCUUCCCCGAGGAUGCGCAAGUAACAAAUCUCGAGUUCCCCGACGACGAUUGGUGGUUUGGCCACUACAAGGGUGACUCGGGCCUCUUCCCCGCCAACUAUGUCCAGUUGAACCAGUAG
Messenger RNA from Akanthomyces muscarius, 2391 nucleotides. RefSeq lists its product as uncharacterized. The record is from RefSeq and is a predicted model, not a curated record. Gene Ontology annotation, cellular component: plasma membrane; site of polarized growth; cortical actin cytoskeleton. Gene Ontology annotation, biological process: regulation of actin filament polymerization. Bases 1 to 2391 code for a protein of 796 amino acids. The transcript has 3 exons. Gene Ontology annotation, molecular function: actin filament binding. NCBI's taxonomy places the organism in Eukaryota, Fungi, Ascomycota, Sordariomycetes, Hypocreales, Cordycipitaceae.